GUGCGGAAGCUGCUAUGCGUUUUCCUCCGUGGGCAUGAUAGAAGCCAGACUGCGCGUCACUACCAACAACAGCCAGCAGGUGGAGCUGUCGCCGCAGGACGUCGUAGAAUGCAGCGCGUACUCACAGGGUUGUGAGGGAGGUUUCCCGUACCUCGUGGCCGGGAAGUACAGUGAGGACUUUGGGAUGGUGGAGGAGAAGUGUAAUCCGUACGCGGGGAAGGAUGAGCAGUGUCGCACCGACCCCGGAUGCUACCGGCACUACGCGACGCGAUACGAAUACGUCGGUGGCUUCUACGGAGCCCCAUAUGUUAUAAACAAGGAGCCCGUCUAG
Molecule: messenger RNA, 331 nt
Organism: Priapulus caudatus
Lineage: Eukaryota; Metazoa; Priapulida; Priapulimorpha; Priapulimorphida; Priapulidae
Product: dipeptidyl peptidase 1-like
Exons: 3
Coding region: 35-331 (98 amino acids)
Biological process (GO): proteolysis
Molecular function (GO): cysteine-type peptidase activity
Source: RefSeq, a predicted model, not a curated record